Messenger RNA from Fusarium falciforme, 645 nucleotides. RefSeq lists its product as hypothetical. Bases 1 to 645 code for a protein of 214 amino acids. The transcript has 2 exons. NCBI's taxonomy places the organism in Eukaryota, Fungi, Ascomycota, Sordariomycetes, Hypocreales, Nectriaceae. The record is from RefSeq and is a predicted model, not a curated record.
AUGCGCUCCUGCAACGAGGCAGAAGCACAUAUGCUGGCAGGCGAGCUUCUCGGUGCUCCCUCCUACAGUAACUCGACGAACCCGCAUUUCAGCGCGUUCUUCAAGCACUACAAUGGAGUUCUCAGCCCUUCAACAUUCGGCGACGCCAUCACCGAGAUUGAAAGCCCCGUGUUGAAGUCCCACAAAGACGUUAUAUCAUUUGGCCUUUCUGGACGAGACGCUAGGCCCGCCGAGAAGGAGUAUGCAGCCAGAGCAGUCGUCAGCGCCGCGUUCAUGGUUAACUGCGCAUCCAAGGACUACUACUCCGAAGGAUUUCAGUCCAGUACCGCCAUGCGAGUAAAAUGGGAACCAAAUCAAGGGUUUGCCGACUUCUUGGAGAAAGCCUUCACCCCGAACCUGGUCUCAACCCUUGCCCAUGAUUCCAAGACAGCAGUGCCAUACAGAGGCUCUUUGAAGGCAUGGAAGCUUGUCAAGAGGAACAAAAUAAAAAUCCGGCCCACCAACAACUUGAUAGACCACCUGCGCUACGAUGCAAAGGACCGGGUACUCCAUGUGUUCCACCAGACCAUGUUCCUCCAAAGCCAAAUCAAACGCUGCAAAACCGUUGAUUUCAAUAUGGAUUUUGAGGAAAGUUUGAAGCUGUAA